AUGGAAGCUCGAUUGGAUAAGCUUGAAGCUCAGGGGGUGGAGUUGAGCCAUAAAUUGGAUGCACAGUCUCAGGCUACUGCGGAUUUCGUGGACAAAUUUAAGCUUCGGAUGGAAGCUGAGUUCUCCAGCUUAAAAAACGAGGUGAUGGAGGCUCUCGGACUCAACGAAUCUCCUCCUCUGGUUCCAGAUGAUGAAUUGAUCCCUGCCAGUGACUCAGGCACGACGAUCUUCGUUGGGAACUCGGAGCGGCGAUCUACGCUAACGAUUCAGAAGCGGCGAUCUACGCCAGAGAUUCAGAGGCGACAAUCUUCGCCGGAGAUUCAAAGGCGGCGAUCUUCGCGGGAGAUUCAGAAGCGGCGAUUAGAAACGGCGCUGAGUUUUUUCAUUGAUAUGCUUUGUAAUGGUGUUGAGCCAAAUGAAAUCACACCGUCUAAUGCCUUGAGAUCGUGUAUUGUAACGUGGGCUUUAGGAUUGGGAUCACAAGUUCAUUCUUUGAGCAUUAAGCUUGGGUAUAGUUCUAAUCCACUCAUAAAAAACUCACUUCUGUAUCUAUACUUGAAAGGUGGAUUGGUUAAGGAGGCGGGGAAGUUGUUUGAUGGAAUGGAAACGCGAAGUUUGGUUUUGUGGAAUGCUAUGAUGGUAGGAAUUGCCCAAUUGACAGAUCUAGCAGAGGAUGUUCUGUCAAGUCAUGGCUGUGGAAUAGAGGCACUCAACUUUUCUUGA
Ipomoea nil (Japanese morning glory) is the source of this 723-nucleotide messenger RNA. RefSeq lists its product as uncharacterized. NCBI's taxonomy places the organism in Eukaryota, Viridiplantae, Streptophyta, Magnoliopsida, Solanales, Convolvulaceae. Gene Ontology annotation, molecular function: protein binding; RNA binding. Gene Ontology annotation, biological process: RNA modification. The transcript has 2 exons. Bases 1 to 723 code for a protein of 240 amino acids. The record is from RefSeq and is a predicted model, not a curated record.